Nothoprocta perdicaria is the source of this 4974-nucleotide messenger RNA. It is a transcript of the gene ADCY10, whose product is annotated as adenylate cyclase 10. The coding region runs from base 1 to 4974 and encodes 1657 amino acids. Gene Ontology annotation, cellular component: cytoplasm. Gene Ontology annotation, molecular function: adenylate cyclase activity; protein binding. Lineage: Eukaryota; Metazoa; Chordata; Aves; Tinamiformes; Tinamidae. Gene Ontology annotation, biological process: cyclic nucleotide biosynthetic process; intracellular signal transduction. The record is from RefSeq and is a predicted model, not a curated record. The transcript is spliced from 33 exons.
AUGUCUUGCGCUUGGAAGCGACACUCAAAGCGCUGCUCGCUAUUGGGGGAAGUAGCUGCGUUCGUCCCUGACCUGGUUUUGGCUGAGGACUUGAGGCACGACACCCGCAUUCUYCAGGACUUCCAUGGAGUCUUGCUCUUUGCGGAUGUCUCAGGCUUCACUGCUCUGACAGAGAAGUUCAGUCAGAGCACCAGCCUCGACCAGGGUGCAGAUGAGUUAACGCAGACCCUCAAUCGCUACAUGGGUGACAUCUUGGAGGAGAUGCUCACUUUUGGAGGCGACAUCCUGAAGUUUGCUGGAGAUGCUGUGCUGGUGCUCUGGAGAGUAAGGCAAGCCCAGCUGAGGGACACCAUCAGCCUGGUGCUGCAGUGUAGCCAGCGGAUCCAGCAGAAAUACGGGAUGCGGCAGACGGAUGUGGGUCUGAAGCUCCGCCUGAAGAUAGGGAUCUCCGCAGGGCGUAUGUCCUUCGUCACAGUGGGAGAUCAAAAGGAGCUGCGCUUCCUGAUCUUUGGCCAGGCUGUGGGGGACGCCUGGCAGGCGCAAAAUGCUGCCAAUGCAAGUGACAUCAUCCUAUCAGCCCGCGGCUGGGAGCUGUGUAACCAGACAAGGGUCAGGACGAGGAGACUUGCCGGGCCUGUUGUGAAGGUUCUAGGCAUGGACCAGAUGUCUGAAUGUGAAUAUGAAGACAUCUUGUCCAAGGUGAACCGAGGCCGGCUAAACUCCUCUCUGCCUCAGCAGGCAGGCAUCCUGAGACCUGCUGUUACCCUGCCCCCUUGGUGUCCUCUGGGGCAGGUCCUGCACAAGUACAUCCCAGCAACUGUUGUGCAGAAGAUCGAUGAUGGACAGCCCCUGGAGUGCUUAUCUGAGCUACGUCCGGUGAGCUGCCUSUUUGUCAAGCUGCACUUUGCGGCAGACGUUAGCCGAAAGCAGCUGUGCAAGGGGAUCCAGGACAGCAGCCUCAUUAUAUCGGCAAUCCUGCGUCCCUGCAAGGGCCAGGUCAACAAAAUCUGCAUGUUUGACAAAGGCUGCACGCUGCUCUGUGUGUUUGGACUCCCUGGUGACAAGGUGCCCGGCGAAAGCAUCCACGCCUUGGAAAGUGCUCUCAGGAUCUCCAAGGCGUGCGUCUCGAGGUCCACCAAACUCGAAGCGGUCUCCGUUGGGGUCACAAGCGGGACGGUGUUCUGCGGAGUCGUGGGCCAUCGCAUGAGGCACGAGUACACAGUCAUUGGCCAGAAAGUGAACUUGGCAGCCCGCCUGAUGGAAUCCUAUCCUGGGGUAGUGUCGUGUGACACAGCAACCUAUGSUGCCUCUCGGCUGCCCCAGGCCUGCUUCAAGGAGCUGCCCGAGGUCAAGAUGAAGGGAGUUGUUGAUCCUGGCCCCAUCUAUCAAUACGUUGGCAUCUCMGAAGAGCUCAUGUUUGGUAUGGAGCUUAAAAAGGAGAGGCACGAGAAUUCCCCCUUGCUCGGGCGGGAGAAGGAGAUUGCCCUCUUUCAAAGAUACGUGCAAGCGUAUGUGGCUCGGAAGGAAAGCCACAUCCUGGCACUUGAGGGCAUGAAAGGCUCUGGAAAGAGCCAUUUACUCUCGGAACUUGCCCAUUUAGGCCGGGCUGCUGGGCACAGGGUAGUGGCUGUGGCACUGACAGAGCUCAGCGUGAAGCAGGACUACUCGGUGGUGCGAGUGAUGCUGGCCAUGGCAAUGGGCCUGCAGGCCUGCACAUCCUGCAGCGCCAGGCAAGUGGUCCUGCAGGAGAAGCUGCAAGGGCUCCUGGAAGAGAGCAGCUACUGCCUCCUCAAYGCCUCUUUCCUGGUUGAGUUUCCGGUGUCACAGAAGGUUUCCCAGCUGAGCAAUGCUCAAAGGACACUGGAAGAAGAGGUGACUUUUAAGAAAGUGCUCCGGAAGACUUUUGAAGACAACAUCAUCUUCGUCAUUGACAACGCGCACUAUAUCGACUCUUCCUCCUGGGCUGUUAUGUCGCACGUGCUCAGAGACRUGCCAAGCUUGGUGGUCAUGGGCUUUGCUCCUGGUCCCUGUAGAGGACAGAGGCUUUGCAAAGCUGCAGCAGACAUCAGGAAGUUGCAGCAAACAACCUACAUUCGGCUGGAGGAGCUGAGCCCUUCAGCUGUGGUGCAGAAAGCCUGCCAGUACCUCGGAGUGCUCAGCGUGCCYCAUGACCUAGAGACGUUCCUGAUGCAGAGAAGUGGUGGGAUGCCCUACUACUGUGAGGAACUGCUGAGCUACCUCCGUGAGAACAACAUGCUCUUGCUCCGCCCAUUAGGGAAGGCUGAAAGAAGAGAGGCCGAGUGGGAGAAGCUCUUCACUUCUGUGAUGGAGGCUCCUCUUGUUGGCCCGUCCAGAAGGUCCAGCACGCRCCAGGACUGCAGGGUGUGCACCRUCAAAGCUGAUGUGAACCUGCAGCACACGGUGCUUCCUCCCAGCCUGAAAGGGAUUGCGCUGACUGAGCUGGACAGCAUGAAUUUCUCGGAACGGAUGGUUUUGAAGUGUGCAGCCAUCCUUGGGCCYGUGUUCAGCACGGAGCUACUCUUCCACAUCCUUCCCAAGUGGACCAGGGCCAAGAUGAAGCAGAUCCUGAGCAUCUUGGUGAAAAGCAACAUCUUGAGGUGGCAGAAUGCCAAAACAGUGGCAGAAGACAGCAGUAUUUCCAUCAAGUGGUCUGCCACAACUCAGGAGGAAGAGAAUGAUGAGCAGAAGACAGAGGAGCUGCAGUCCRAUGUGCUGGCCUUCCAUGCCCCAUUGCUGCGGGAGGCCGCGUACGAGCUGUGGCYCAAGGCGCAGAGGGUGGCCAUGCACCACAAGUGCGCAGCCUUCCUGGAGAAGCAAGCGCACAGGUGCCCGUGCUGCGGCGGAGGGGACUUUGUGGCCUUCCACCGCUUUGCCAUCAGCAGCACCCUGGAGGGAGACAGCUGUGACAACGAUGCUGGCGAAGGCUGCUCUGCCAGCUGGACAAACGARGAAGCCAUGAGGAAUGAGCUCCCUACCACUCCGGAUCCUGCAAUWGCCCRGCAGAACAAGAUGAGCUUCUGGGAUGAGACUUUACGAGCCACAGAAGAGCUUGUGGCCAAGACAGAAGAGAYGCUGCUCAGCAAGACCAAAGGGCCGCACGGUGCCGCACGCUCCUGUGAAUGCAAGUCCAUUGUGGACUUGGUGCUCGUGCCCUUGGCUCACCACCACCUGGCCCUGGGCAAUGACGCCAGAGCGCUUUAUUAUCUGCUGGAAAGUGCCGCUGCCUACUUGCAUGUCUCCAACAACUACCUGGCCUUCACAAGUCUGAGAAAAGCCGAGGUCUUGAGGAACUGCAUGGCCCAGAAAGGCGAGAGGCUUGYCAGCUUUGAAGAAGCCACCUUCCUCAGCCUGAAGGGAGAGGUGUGCUACAAUAGGGGAUGCCUGGAGCUGGCAGGGAAGACAAUCAGGAAGGCAUUGAGCCUCCUGAAGAGGAGAUUCCCACUCACCUCGGCUGGUGUCUUCUUGAAGUGUCUSCUGGAGAAGUCACCCCAUGCCUCUUAUAGGAAGAGCAGGACGCGACCUCAAGAGGCAGGGAGGGAGAGGCUGCCCUGGCUGUUGCGGCAGAGCCGCUGCCUUGCCUUACUGCGGCAGCUCUUCGGCCAGCAGAGCACUUCCAGCGGCCAGAGACUCUCGCGCCUGGCAGCGCGGAUGAAGCUCGUCACAGACAUGGAGACUGAGCACGCGAGUCACAUCCUACAGUGCUACUUGGAGCACGCGCAGCACUGUCAGGAGCAGGGCAGCCUGGAUGAGUGGCUGCAGUACGGGUGGGCGGCCGUGCAGCUGAGCACUGACGUGGCGCCUUUUGAAGGAGGGGUAUUAAAUGCUGCAGAAAUCGCCCAGGCCCUGUCCGAUCUGAACCUCAGCCUGGGAAAUCUGCCCCUCUCUGCCAACGUUGGCUAUCGUGCCAUGAAGCUGAGCAUGGAGCUGGAGAAGCCUGACCUGGACUACAAGGUCCUCACUACACUCUUCACAGCACUCCUGCUCCAGAUGAGUGGAGGGCAGAACUGCUUCUCUGAGAUACGUAUGUACUCCACAGGCUGGGAGUACAAGUCAUUUGAAGAGUGCAGGAGAUUCAUAGAGUGCAAUGAAGAGAACUGCACCCUCAAAUCUCAGAAGAGCAUCCUGCUGCGGCUGUAUUCAUCUCUGGCUCUUUGGUUUGCGAGGCUUGGCCAGUGGGACAGCUUCCAGCAGCCCUUUGAAAAGGCCAAGCAGCUGCUGAGGAGAGGCGACGGCUCCUUUUGUGCUACRCAAGCACGCACGCGGCUGCUGGAGUGCUACAUCCUGGUGCUGAAAAAUGACCUGGAGCACAGCUCGUCGAGGGCCCGGGAGAGCAGCCGAGAGGCUUUAAAGCUUGCAGAAGAGGUUCUCUCUCGCUGCUUCGCAUGCCCGGUCUUCUACCCCAGAGUGCACCACCUGCGAGCCUACCUUUGGCACAUGCUGGGGAAGAAAGGAGAGAGCCUUUCAUGCCUCGACCAGGCCCUCCAAGCCAGUAAGGUGCAUGGCAACCUUCUGGAGAAGACCUGGCUGGAGAUGAGCACUAUGCUCAUGUAUCAAAGACAUGCCUACAUCAUUGAGCCUCCCCCAUGUAAGACCGCAAACAGCCUGCAAACAUGGGAUCUUGAGCUCUGCCUUGCCCAGSAGGAUGUUGUGAGGGACGGUGUGAAAAGCUUUGCUGAAGUACAGAUAGACGACAUCUACCGCUUUGCCCUCAUCUAUCCAGCCAGCCACUCCAUUAUAGAAGGCUAUCAGCUGUGGAGGCACAGGGCAGCUGUGCUGGACAUACCGCUCAGGGGCCGGGAGGAUGGGAAAAGUGUGGAGGUGGUUGCCGAGAGCCUGCAGGUGCUGGSAAAGGUGCUGGGGCAGCUGAAGGCAACGGCCAUGGGCUCUGCCUUAGAAGAGAUUGUCAGGUCCACCCGAGCAUUCUUGGGGGUGAUAAGUGACAUUGCUUGUUGA